Messenger RNA from Linum trigynum, 887 nucleotides. NCBI's taxonomy places the organism in Eukaryota, Viridiplantae, Streptophyta, Magnoliopsida, Malpighiales, Linaceae. The record is from the annotation of a GenBank genome assembly.
CGUCACUUUCAUUUCCAACCAAUUUCCCCUUUUCCUUCUCCUCCUUCUUCACUGCAAAAUCUCACUCUACUCAGAGCAAAUCCCCCCCCAAAAAACAGCAACAAUGGCGCCGGUCAAGUUCCUCUGCAGCUACGGCGGCCGGAUCGUCCCACCCCGCCACGGAGAAACCAAGCUCCGAUACGCCGGCGGGACGACCCGGGUCCUCUCCGUCAACGACCUCGACUCCUUCCCCGACCUCAUGUCCAAGCUCGCCGAACUCUGCGGCGAGGCCGCCGUCGAGAUCCGGUGCCCGCUCCCCAACGGCGAUCUCGAGACGCUCGUUUCAAUCAAGUCCGGCGAGGAGCUCGCCGCCGUCGUGGAGGAGUACGAUCGGUUCUCCCCUGGCUCCAAGAUUCGCGCAAUUCUCACCACGUCCAAGAAGCAGGACACCCUCGUCUCCCCUCCGCCAUCUGUGAUUAGCGCCGGCGAUUACUCUCCCGUCAAGAAACCCGCUCCUUCUCCCUCCUUCCUCCCGCCUUCACUCGCCGUCGGGCACCCGGUAGUUUAUCUGCACAACCGCGAUUCGUGCGGGUUCGGGUACCGGAAUUACUACCCGAAUUACGCGAAUGCGCAGGUGGUUUCGUAUUGGAAUCCCGUCUGUGAUUGCUUGAGCUGGCGCAAUUGAGAUGGCAUGGAAGGGAUCGCAUUUGGGGGAUUGGAAGAUUUGGGGGAAUUUUGAGGAACAAAUUUUAGGGUUUUCUUGAAUUCCUUUCUGCCGGCAGGAGCUUUCUAGGCCUUUCUUACCAUUGUACAUUUGUAUAUAGUACUACUAGUAAAUAUGAAAUAACAAUUUUGUACUUGAUUUGUUGACCAAAUUUUGUGUAUGAUAAUGAAUAAGGGUUUCGUCU